AUGCUAUCAUCCGGUAGCAUCACACAACAGCACAGCCCGCUUCCACCGGUCAGCCAGUUCUCGCACCAAAUGGCUCCUCACCCCCAGGAGCAGCGUGUCCAACGCAACCAACACCAACCACCUCCUCAGCAAACAUUUUCCUCUCAUUCAAUGCAUCAUGUGCCGCCUCCUAUGACACCUUUCAAUGGCGUUGGGCCGCAGGAAACCAUAACAUUCUUCGAUGUCGCGAAGACUGGUGGUUAA
This is a messenger RNA of Cooperia oncophora, 243 nucleotides long. The record is from the annotation of a GenBank genome assembly. NCBI's taxonomy places the organism in Eukaryota, Metazoa, Nematoda, Chromadorea, Rhabditida, Trichostrongylidae.